Eutrema salsugineum is the source of this 1529-nucleotide messenger RNA. Its product is annotated as protein ACCELERATED CELL DEATH 6. The record is from RefSeq and is a predicted model, not a curated record. The transcript has 3 exons. Gene Ontology annotation, molecular function: protein binding. Lineage: Eukaryota; Viridiplantae; Streptophyta; Magnoliopsida; Brassicales; Brassicaceae. Bases 1 to 1515 code for a protein of 504 amino acids.
AUGGAAUCUUCUGAAGCACAUCUAGAUACAAUCGAGUCUCAGAGGUCAACGGUUGUCUUUCAAGAUCAAAGAAGACAAAGAUGCUUUCCUAUGAAUCUGAUUUACAAAGCCGCAGGCAUAUUCAGCUCAAGAAAUUCCUCUCAAAGGGGAGACACGGAAUCUGUGCCAGAGUUCCUUACCAAUCUCAGAUUGUUGGAUCUUUUCAAUCUCCCUGUUGGAUGCAUCCAGAUGAAUCCGGAGACUUUUUGCGGAGUGAGUGAUGGGAACAAAGAAUGUGUGGAGAAGUUGAGAAGCCAUGAAAUGGCAUGUCUCAAGAGCCAUAGUGGAGAUUCUGUUCUUCAUCUUGCUGCUACAUGGGGUCAUCUAGAUUCCGUGAAGAGCAUUGUCUCUGAGUGUCCAUGCCUUAUAUUGGUCCCAAACUCGAAAGACCAGCUUUCCCUACAUGUUGCGGCUUAUGCCGGCCAUUCAGCUGUUAUUGAGGCUCUUGUUGCGACAUUAACUUUUGUUUCAGCUAAACUGUCUGAAGAAGAGAAAGAGAAGCUGAAUCUAUAUGUUGUCAAGGACAAAGAUGGAGAUACUCCUUUGCAUUUGGCGUUGAAAGGACGCUAUAUGGAGAUAGCUUCCUCCCUUGUGAAAGCGAACAACCAAGCUUCGUUUCUUGCGAAUAACGAGGGAAUAUCUCCCUUGUACAUGGCCAUAGAAGCUGGAGACUUAUCACUUGUGAAAGCUAUUUUAAAAACUACAGGCGAUAAUGGCCUUGAAAGCAAGAAGUGUAGCUUAGAUUCAAAGUUGGAAGGGAGAAAAUAUCUUGCUCACGCUGCUUUGAAGGCCAGAAGUACAGAUAUCCUUGAUGCUAUUCUGAAAAAAUAUCCAAGUCUUGAGGAUGAGCCAGAUGAACAAGGAAGGACUUGUCUUUCAUUUGGAGCAUCCAUAGGGUAUUACGAAGGAGUAUGCAAUCUCUUAGACCGAUCAACAAAGAAUGUUUAUGUGUGUGAUGAUGAUGGUUCAUUUCCAAUCCACUUGUCUGUAGAGAAAUGCAGUAGGGAGAUUGUUGACGUGUUUCUAAAACGUUGUCCAGAUUCAAAACACUUGCUUAACAAACGUGGUCAGAACAUUCUCCACAUUGCAGCAAAGAUGGGCCACCAUAUAAUCAAAAAUGAUGUGAGGAAAAUUCUGGAAUUUGGGCAAGAUGUGGAUGGGAAUACACCUUUGCACCUUGCCACAAAAAAAUUGUGCUCUGGACUCAUUACUUCUCUUACUUCGGAUGUAAGGAUACUGCAAGUACGUAACAAUAAUGGGUUAAGAGCUCCGGAUAUCGCUGAGUCAGAGGUGAAACCAAACCACAUCUUCCAAGAGAGGUUGACAUUGGCACUCUUAUUAUCUGCUAAUACCAAACAAAAGGGCUAUGAAAAGAUAAGGUCAAUGACAAGACCAUCAGAGCCACUAAACCAUGACAAAAACCGAGACUACGUCAACACUCUUCUGCUGGUGGCAGCUCUUGUAGCAACACAAUGACGUUUGCUGCAGGU